GAGGGUCUGCUCUGUUUCUUUCCUUUCUCCAGGCUACAACAAUGGCCGACAUUACCCACCAUCCCAUGGAGCAGCUUCAGGACCUGGAGUACUGCAUAGACUCUAACCCUCCCUGGGGUGAAACUAUUGUAUUGGCAUUUCAGAACUACAUCUUAAUGUUGGGCACAAGUGUAAUGAUCCCUUCAGCACUUGUCCCUCUAAUGGGAGGAAGCGAUGGUGACAAAGCACGGGUUAUACAAACUUUGCUCUUUGUAGCUGGGAUUAACACUCUUCUCCAAGCACUCUUUGGAACAAGGUUGCCAGCGGUCAUUGGAGGCUCUUAUGCUUAUAUCAUUUCUAUAAUUUAUAUAAUAUAUGAUUCCUCAUUGCAACGGAUCGCUGAUGGGCAUGAAAGAUUUAUACAUACUAUGCGAGCAAUCCAAGGAGCUCUCAUCAUAGCCUCAAGCAUACAAAUCAUCCUGGGAUAUAGCCAACUUUGGGGUUUGUUCUCACGGUUUUUUAGUCCUCUUGGUAUGGCACCAGUGGUUGGACUAGUCGGCUUGGGAUUGUUUCAACGGGGAUUUCCUUUGUUGGGAAAUUGUGUGGAAAUUGGGCUGCCAAUGCUUUUGUUGGUAAUUGGAGUUUCACAGUAUCUAAAACACGUCAAGCCAUUAAGAGAUGUCCCUAUAUUUGAACGUUUUCCCGUGUUGAUCUGUGUGUCUAUCAUUUGGAUCUAUGCCCUCAUCUUGACAGCUAGUGGCGCUUACCAUGACAAGCCAGCAUUAACUCAACGUAGCUGCCGCACAGAUGGAGCAAAUCUUAUAUCCACUGCCCCAUGGUUCAAGUUCCCAUACCCUCUGCAGUGGGGCCCACCUACAUUUUCUGCUGGUCAUUCAUUUGCUAUGAUGUCUGCAGUUCUAGUGUCUAUGGUUGAGUCAACAGCAGCAUACAAGGCAGCAUCUCGAUUGGCUAUUGCAACCCCACCUCCUGCUUAUGUAUUAAGUCGAGGUAUUGGGUGGCAGGGAAUUGGUGUUUUGCUUGAUGGCCUUUUUGGAACAGGCACUGGUUCUACUGUUUCUGUGGAAAAUGUGGGACUUCUUGGACUAACCCGAGUCGGAAGUCGCAGGGUUGUUCAAAUAUCUGCAGGUUUCAUGAUAUUCUUCUCAACGUUAGGAAAAUUUGGAGCCGUGUUUGCAUCCAUUCCUUUCCCAAUUUUUGCGGCACUUUAUUGUGUUCUCUUUGGCCUUGUGUCUUCAGUUGGACUAUCAUUUCUCCAAUUCACAAACAUGAAUUGUAUGAGAAAUCUCAUUAUAACUGGGCUAUCACUCUUCCUUGGAAUUUCCAUCCCACAAUUUUUCAAUGAAUACUGGACUCACACACGGCGUGGUCUUGUUCACACUGAUGCAGGAUGGUUUAAUGCAUUUUUGAAUACCAUAUUCUCCUCACCAACAACUGUGGGUCUGAUCGUAGCUGUGUUUCUAGACAAUACAUUGCAGGUGGAAAAGUCAAAAAAAGAUCGAGGCAUGCCAUGGUGGGUGAAGUUCAGAACGUUUAGAGGAGACAACAGGAAUGAGGAGUUCUACACUUUGCCCUUUAACCUGAACAGGUUCUUUCCUCCUACAUAGUGUGGGAGCCUUAACAACAGCAGCAAACUGAAGCUAAUUUGUCUGAGUAGAAGUUUAACAUGAUUGAUGGAUGUAUUAUCCAAAGACAAAUAUCAAUCUACAACAUGCUAAUUUUUCCUUGUUUGCAAUCUCUCCAUUUUUUGUGGACCGUAAUGGGGUCCUUAUUAGGGUUGUAGUUGUAGAAUAUUCUCAUGAAAUAAAAAUUGGAAGUUCGU
Molecule: messenger RNA, 1819 nt
Organism: Rubroshorea leprosula
Lineage: Eukaryota; Viridiplantae; Streptophyta; Magnoliopsida; Malvales; Dipterocarpaceae
Source: the annotation of a GenBank genome assembly